UGGGGUCACACGUCUACAGGCGCGGAAAGACGUGACGAGAACUGCAACCAAAACACAGACAGAUACCGUGAGGAAGAAAUCCUGACGACACCUCGACGAUCCUGUCUGCAACAGCCAUGAAGUUCGCGACCACAGGACUCCUCUGGACGUGCGUCCUCGUCGCCUCGGUGUAUCUAGACGGGGUAUCCGGACGGAGGGGCCGGGGUGGCAGUGGGUUCCGGUUCCGGAGCGUCCGGAGAUCGAGCAGUAUUACCCGCCUCAGGGUCGUCCCGAUUCUGCUACUGACAUCGUCCCGUCGCCGGCGCAUUAGUAGUAGCGCCAGCAGCUUCCUGAGUGAACAGCAGUGUCAGCGCUGUACAACCUCCUACAUCUACCAGGACAGCACCACGUCCUACUUCAUGACCGGGACCUCCACCUCUCCCGGGUCACAGGAGGUCAGUAUCUGCCGCAACGGGACAGCCGCCUGCAACAACGGCGCAUGCUCCAUCAACUACCUGUGGGCCAACAACACCAUCACAGACUUCCCGGAUGGAGUAGGGGGAGCCGACCCUGCUGUGGGCAGCAUAUCAGCUGAAGUCGAGUCUGUGCUCAUCUGCGGUACCUUGCAGCUUGCUCCAACACUGCAGGUCACCAUACUGGCCGCCGCCAUGGCUACGGUUAUGCAAAUGAUUGGAGGGACCUGAGAAAUAAUCCUUAAAACAGUUAAACCCUGCUGGUUCAUAUACAAUCAUUAAGCUUUUCAGUUACUUAUAUUUUUUUAGCCAGGAAACAAACGUUUCCUGUCUGAAUCAAUUGUCAUGAUCAUGAGAGUUUGUAAUGAUCCAUAUCACUUAUAGAUCAAGAAGAUACUAGCGUUACACUCAAGCCACUUGGAUGCAAUACAAAUGACAAGAUAACGGUGGAUUAGAAUAAAUACUCAAGAAUUAGUAUUAAGGAGACAGAGCAGUGUGGAAUUUGUGCAAUUCGAUAGAGCGAGAGUGAAAAAUAUUCCCCUUUUUUAAAACUUAAAAGUUUAGAGAGUUAACAAUGCAGGUACGACGGAAUAUAUGCCACCUGCUCUGUCUCCGAAUGGCAAUUGUUUAGAAUUAAGAUUUUUAAAAUUCAAAUAUGAUAACUGUAAUAGAGUAUUGAAUUUAAGAAUACUUAUGAACCACAUUCGUUCAUUACCAGUGCACAUGUACAUCUUUCUAGCUUAUGCAGCCCAGUAUAUUCUCCAGUACCUUUAGAUCUUCAUAUCAUAAUAUGAUAUGUAAAUGCACGUAAAAACAUAGACGGACAAAGAUGUUACAAGUUCAUGGAGACAUUCCUGACACCACGUACCCGUCACUAAGAAUUUGUGACAUUUUACCCCAAGGCUAUGUGGUGGUGUUUCGGAAUAAUUAGUUCUACCGAGCAAGUAAUAAGCAAGUAAUUAUAUAAGGACAGGCCAUUAAAAUCUGGCCCGUUCUACAUGUACAUACCUAUGCAAGUAUGACAAUGUUCAAUGACUGCAUCUAAUGAAUUUGAAAUCAUGAAAUAUAUGUGUAA
This is a messenger RNA of Branchiostoma belcheri (Belcher's lancelet), 1527 nucleotides long. RefSeq lists its product as uncharacterized. The transcript has 5 exons. NCBI's taxonomy places the organism in Eukaryota, Metazoa, Chordata, Leptocardii, Amphioxiformes, Branchiostomatidae. Bases 117 to 683 code for a protein of 188 amino acids. The record is from RefSeq and is a predicted model, not a curated record.